This is a messenger RNA of Paramecium tetraurelia, 213 nucleotides long. RefSeq lists its product as uncharacterized. The record is from RefSeq and is a predicted model, not a curated record. NCBI's taxonomy places the organism in Eukaryota, Ciliophora, Oligohymenophorea, Peniculida, Parameciidae. The transcript has 2 exons.
AUGGGAUGUGUAUUCUAAAAACAGAAAAAAUUCGAAACAAGAAGCAAGCGUUACUCAACAAAUGCAAAUACAUGUAUCACACCAGAUACAAAACAAAGUUUAGAAGUUUAUAAUCCAACUCUUCGUAAGAAUGUAUAAGUUCCGAUACUUGUACCUGCUUCAAAAAGCAAUAUUAUGAAAAGAAGAAGUACAUAAAUCACUACAGGAAUGUGA